AGUGCAUACAUUAAUAAUAUGUGCAUUUUAGGCCAAGACUAGACUCAUGAACGUUUUCCCUUGAAUUUUUUGCCUAUCUCAAAUAACGUUGAUAAUUCCUACUAAUAUUUGUUGAAAAACCGGAAUAUCGAUAAGAAUGUCUAGUUUUUUAUAUUUGGUUUCCUACUUUGGUGCAGUUCCAAUUCAACUCCCAACAUGUAAUCACACAUAUUUCUUUGAGUACUCAAUACGUAUUUCUCUUAUUCAUUGAAAUAAAAUAUACAUGUCUCAAAAUAUAAGUUUUUUUUCUUCUCUUGAAAUCAUUUAAAAUCAAAUAAAUAUACAAAUUGAAUUUUGAAAAUUCACCAUCAUUUGAUUUCAAUCAACUGCUUUUGUGCCACGGUCGUCGGUUUGGGAAUAAACAAAGAAAGGGACCAAAGUAUUCUUUGAAACGGUAGCAAUAAAAAAUUAGCGUAAAGAAACAUUUUCUAGUUAUUAGAAUUCUAAAAAAAUCUACACCAAUCCAUCAAGAAUCAUCAAGCUUGUUGUGUAUGUGAAUAUAAGUUUGUUUAUUGAAAAAAAAGAAUGUUGCUACUUGUUUUACUGAUUUCCAUAACGAGCCAGCUGUUAGUAGUUAAAGGAUGGAUUGUUCCACCGGAAGAAUAUAUUGACGAACAUCCGGAAUAUCGUAACGGAAUACUUUUGUUUGGAACAAAAAAUGAAUUGAAAGAAGCAAAGAGAAUGUAUCAACAGAUAGUCUUAGCUGUGGGCAGAAUGUGGCCAUGUACGGGAGCAAGAUAUGAACGUGACCUUGUCAUCUAUUAUGAGUUUGAUUCUAAUUUCACUAACUCAUUUCCAUACAUUGUGCCUAGUUGCGAUUCUAUAGAGGCGAUUCGUGAUUGUUUCACUGCUGUCAAUACACCUAUAUCAGCGAUAGAAAAGAAGUUGACAGCAAAAAAGUUUAUGAAGUUUUCUGAAUUAUUUAAAACCGCAACAAAGGAUUUGGCUGAAUUGUAUUUUUCUGGUUUUAUUAAUAUAUGUUAUCGAGAAGAUUAUCCAAUCGUUAGAUGCUUAGAUUCUGUAAAUUUUGGUUUGAAUCACAACCACAAACGAUGCGUACAUUAUAAACUUGAUGAAUCGAAAUUGAAACGCUAUCAAUUUUUUGAUGUGCCAUAUUUUAAAAAUUCCAAAGGAAUUGAGGAGUUAGCAAUUAAUAAAUAUUUUCGUCCUUUACGUGCAAAUUAUAGUGAGUUUUAUCAAUACGUUGAGGAGAGAGAAAAAUAUACAAAAAAAUUGAAGCGAGAAAACACAUUCGAGCAAUACAUUCAGAUGAAUAAUGAAACGAAUGAAUGUAUUGGUGCAGCUGAAUGAUGAUAAUGUGCAAGUAAGUUGUGAUUGUUUCGAACCGACUCGUAAUUGCUUGCGUCGUAUCAAUACAACAUUGCCCAAUUACCGUGCUAACGAAUUUUUCAUUCGAAAUGGUGAAUUUGGCUGUUAUAAGGAAGAUUAUCCUAUUGUUAGGUGCUUAGAGUUCGGUUAUAGUUAUAUUAUAAAGAACGGUUAUAUCAGUUAUAAAGAAAAAAUAAAACGAUGUGUACGUUAUGAAUUGGAUGGAUCAAAACCGAAAAAAUAUCAGAAAUUUGAUGUACCAUUUUUCUAUGAUUCCAAAAAUCCUAAGGAAUUUAAUUUCAAUAGUGUAGUGACGACACGUUAUGACAUUCGUUCUAUGUUG
Messenger RNA from Contarinia nasturtii (swede midge), 1711 nucleotides. RefSeq lists its product as uncharacterized. Gene Ontology annotation, biological process: arachidonate secretion; phospholipid metabolic process. Gene Ontology annotation, molecular function: A2-type glycerophospholipase activity. The record is from RefSeq and is a predicted model, not a curated record. Lineage: Eukaryota; Metazoa; Arthropoda; Insecta; Diptera; Cecidomyiidae. Bases 565 to 1350 code for a protein of 261 amino acids. The transcript is spliced from 2 exons.